AGCAUUGCUUUUAUCUGCCCCAAGUUUAGACCUGGAAGAACACUCAUGUUCUAAGUGUCUGAUUGCAAUGGACAUCGAAUCACUUGCUUCUGAGUUCGGGAUUCAGGCUCUCAAGAGUGCAGUACCUGGACCUUCUUUAGAUCAAAGUUUAACACGAUCAGAUAUCCUCCUUAAUGAACACUGGGAAGGAGCCGAGGUAGGCAUGGGGUGUGAAGCACCUGCCAGAACUUGGAGUGGCGCUAUCAAUGUUGAUCGGCAAUCCAUUCCAUCUCCUGUAGCUCCUUCUUUCACUUCCUAUAAUCCAUUCAGGAUUCUUGAAUCAAGUGAGGACCUUGAGGAAACCCCGGAGGCUCAUAAUUUCAACAAUGAAGACGAGAUGAUAGAUUUAUUUAAUUGCUCUUCUACUGCAAGGAUGAUGAAACUAAAUGCUCUUGAGGAUGCAAGCCCAGGAUUUGAAGAACCUGCCCUCUACACUCACUGUGAAGGAGAGAAAACUGUUUUUAUUGACUCUAAGCUUGAACCUUUUAGAAUCAUAACUCCGAGUUCCUCUAAUAUGUCAUUGCAGCUUCCGAAAUUAGCUAAGGGUAAGGCAACCUACUCACCUUCUCUUAUGGUUACUAGAAGUAAAGCUAAGAUUUUAGCAGCAGGAAGGAAAGACAACCCCAUUAAGGGAGUUGACACAUCUGAUGAGGAAAGCGAAUCUUUUGUAGAAGGCAUCCGCUCCGCUUUCAAGAGGAGCUAUUCAUUAGAGAGAGUACACCUUGAAGACGAUGAAGAAGACACGCCAUUAUACACCAACCCGCAACCACAACCUAAGGAAACAUCUCAAGUGAUGGUCGAAAAUGAGGACCAAGCAGACGAAGAAGAACAAGAGGAAGCCCAGGAACAAGAGGAAACCGAGCUUCCCAUCGCUUGGAGAACGCACAGGAACCAUCCACUUGACCAGGACAAGAGCAGGGCCGCCACCUCCGGGAAAUCAAAGUCCAAAUCCCGGGCGCCUACGUCAUCCUCCGAGGAGAGCCUCUACUAUGGCGACGGGUCAUACCUUUGGUUUGAUUCCGAGGAGGAGCGCACCCGUUUCUUCACCUUCUUCUCUAAACGCGUUGUGGCUCCCCCACGAAUCAUCCCGGAGCGUUACCCGGAGUUGCAGGGCUACGACGACCUCGACGCGCAGCUUCAUCAAGCCGGCCUUUGGCCGUUCGUCUCCCGGGCACGAAAGGAAAUCAACCCGGCGCUAAUCCGGGCCUUCUACUCCAACCUCCGGCGUGAGGACGACGUGCUCUACUCGCUUGUCAAGAGCACGCUGAUUGAGCUCACCGUAGAGCAGCUUGGGCGCAUCGCCGGCCUCCCCUUCCAAGGCAACGAUGUGUCUCACUAUGGUGGAGAGGAUUGGGUGCUCAACAACGAGGGCCUUAUCCUCAACGAGCUUGGCAUGACCGAGCUCAAACGCCAUGCCUCGGGCCGCCCAACCAUCCACUCAAACCCAGGAAGCACGGCCACAGCAUCAUGCACGCACGACCACCUCCUCCCGUACCCGUUUUUGGUGAUGGACAUCCUUGAACGGUUCAAGGUAACCACCACCGUUGGCCCGCUCACGAAGGCCACAAAGCUUUGGACAAUCAGCAACAAAACCUUCAUCAAACGGUCAGACAACGACGCGCCUGCCACUGCCGCGCCACGCCGCACUGCCACUGCCGCUGGCCCAGCCGAACCCCUGGCCUGGGCCAACCUCGCCUCCAUCGCCGACUCCCUCAACAGGCUCCACCUCAAGGUUGACGGGAUGGGGAGCUACCUUGAACGGCUCGACGUGGCUGUUCAACGCCAAGGGUACGCCAUGAACGCGUAUUUCCAAGGCAUCAACUACGUCCCGCCACCUCUUCACGGCACCUUCCUCGGCGAAGUCUACGAUGAUGAAGACGAAGAGGAUGAGUCCUUCUCCCAGUCAAGCUCCCCGGACAAGGAUCAGUUUGAAGAUUUCGUUGAUGGUGAUGAGAUGGACGUCGACGACGACGAGGAGGAAACCGAAGACGAAGCCUAGGACUCCCCUAGCAUUUCUCUCUUUUGCUUCAAUUAUCUUUUUUUAAUGCUUCCGUUGUACUCCACUAUUUCCCUUUAGCCAAUAAAAGAAGGGCUGUUUCCUUCGAAGGUUCGUUGAGGUUCGUGUGACUCGAAUUCUCAAGUUGUACGGGUUUGUUAAGCACCGUUAAGCUUAACGAGAUAGUAGUGUAGCUCGAGAGAGUCUCUCGGG
Molecule: messenger RNA, 2248 nt
Organism: Cuscuta campestris
Lineage: Eukaryota; Viridiplantae; Streptophyta; Magnoliopsida; Solanales; Convolvulaceae
Source: the annotation of a GenBank genome assembly